Dendronephthya gigantea is the source of this 2454-nucleotide messenger RNA. Its product is annotated as arachidonate 5-lipoxygenase-like. The coding region runs from base 126 to 2273 and encodes 715 amino acids. The record is from RefSeq and is a predicted model, not a curated record. Gene Ontology annotation, molecular function: metal ion binding; oxidoreductase activity, acting on single donors with incorporation of molecular oxygen, incorporation of two atoms of oxygen. Gene Ontology annotation, biological process: lipid oxidation. Lineage: Eukaryota; Metazoa; Cnidaria; Anthozoa; Malacalcyonacea; Nephtheidae. The transcript has 12 exons.
UUCGCGUAGUUAGCACCGAGAGACAGUGUAUAUAAAGAUCGUGUUUUAUUUUUAUCACCACAUUUGCAUCCUGGUCGAACGAAAGAAAGCAUAAACACUAAAUAAAACGAAAAGGUUGACGGCAUAUGUAUACAUCAACCAUGGGUCGCUUUUUAUUACUAGUUUUCUUCUCAGUUUGUUUGACCGGACAAAUAUGCUUCGGAAUUAAAAAUCUUUGCCGCUACAAAAUAGAGGAUUCAACAAUUAACACGGCUUUUGCGAAACGUUCCGAAUUGUGCAGUGGCAAUAAGAGAGAGUGCAAGAGACUGUUUGGUUGGCUCAAGCCCACACCCAGUGGUUAUUAUGAAGACUGUUGUCCUGGCUGGACACAUAAAACCAAACUUGGAUGUAUUAAAAGAACAUGUAUUGCCCUGCCACAGGACGUGCAGAAAUUUCCGCUGAGGCUUACCUGUGCGCCAAAACGUAAAAUCAACCUAGGAUUGCAGAAAAGGUUUUACAAGCUGACUAAACCUCUGGAUGAACCACUGUCCUAUCCUAAUCAGACUAAAAACCUCCUCGAGGCAGUACCAUUUCCAUUACUGGACCAACCAUCAGUCAAUGUGUUGUUACGCAGCAUUACUUCUUCCGAUGAAAGUGGCUGGGUGAUACGCUAUCUUGGAAUGGCUAAAAGAAAUGAGAAGAUGGCGGAGGAAACAAAGAAAACUCUUCCGGAGUUUACAACGUAUUCGGACUACGAUAAAUUAUUUAAAGAAUAUCUCAAAGUACAACCUCAGCCUCUCGUGUCUCUUAAAAUCCCCUUUUUGCCGGGUAAAACCUUCGAUUUUAUUUCCAUGGAGCAAUACAUGAGGUAUCCUUCUCAAGAAUUACCGUUUAAAGAUAUCAUUCAACAUAAUGAUUGGCAAAAUGACGAUGUGUUCGCUAUGCAGCGUUUGGCGGGCUUAAACACAAUGUCUCUAAGAAAAAUGACGAUGGAAGAUUUUAACAAAAAUCACUUCAACAAAACGUACGACUGGGACGCAGCAAUGCAGCGAGCAUCGGGACAAGAACUCUCGUUUAAAGAGAUGAUCAGUACUGGAAAAGUAUUCAUAAUCGACUACGAAUUGCUUUUUGAUCUCACUAAUGUGGAGGAUUAUACAGAACGAAAUACCACAGAUAGGCGAGAAAUGAGAGGAUCACGGAGUCCAUUAUGCGUGUUUGUUUCAACUGCAAACGGAUUAAAACCUGUAGCGAUCCAAACUGACCUACGUUCAGAUGCUCCUGUAUUUUCCCCCGUUGAUGGCUUAAAGUGGUUGAUGGCGAAGCAAGAAUUUCAAAAUGCGGACAUCCUUUAUUCUCAACUUAUUGAACACUUGUUGAAGACUCACCUCGUCAUGGAACCGAUCUGUGUAAUCUUGAGAUGUACUGUAUCGAAGUAUCAUCCUCUGUUUCAAUUACUCAAGUGGCAUUGUCGAGGCUUGUUUGUCACAAACAGUCUUGGAAUAAAGGCUCUCUUGGACGAGGGUGAAUUUUUGCAUAAAUUGUUUGCUGUUGGGCACGUUGGUGCAAUAGAGUUUCUUAACGAGGGUUAUAAGUAUUCAACGUGGAAGGACACGGAGUUUAAGAAGAACCUCAAGAGGCGUGGCGUUGACGACGUGAAUGUCUUACCUUAUUUCCCCUACAGAGACGACGGAAUGCUUAUCUUCGAACAGGUCGAAGGUAUAGCAAAGGAAUAUGUAAAAUUAUAUUAUCAUACUGACAAAGAUGUGACAGAUGACUUUGAGCUGAGUAAUUUUGCAAACCAUUUGUCAGCAGAUGGCACGGGAACAGAGUGUGGAAACGGAAUGAUUAAGGAGUUCCCAGUAAAAAUCCAAACGGUUGCUGAACUUAUCGAUGUCAUUACUCGAAUUGUUUUCAUCCCUAUCCAACACCACGCUGUUAACUAUCCUGUGGCGUAUUAUGGAGGGUUUGUUCCAAAUAUGCCCUCAAAACUUUACGACGAUCCACGUGUCCCAUAUCAAGAGUUUGGGUUUGACCGAUUGCCACAAUCGCAUGUAGCUACGGAGCAAAUCUCGCUGUUCAUGACCUUAGGAUCGAUCCGAUACGAUACUAUCUUUGAUUAUGGCGAUCAUCUCAAAGAUGACCGUGCUAAAGCUGUUGUGAAAAAAUACCACGAGCGACUUAUAGGAGAGGUGAAUGACAAAAUUACUCAACGAAAUAAGGAGAGGUUGGCAGAUGGGAAGUUAUCCUAUCCAUACCUCCUUCCAAAAUGGUUGCCAAACAGUAUUCAUACAUAAUGUCGAAUAUAUCUUUAUAUAUUCUAAUAUAUCUAUACUUAUUCAUUAAAAUAGGUGAACAAGCAUUAACUUAGAUUUACUAUACUGGCAUUUUCGAAAACCUUUUAGUUUUUAUUAUAGUUGAUUUGAUGAUUUUUGUUAUUUGGCAAUUGGCAUUGAUUAAUAACAUCUCAGGUUGUCA